AUGACUGAGCCUGCAGCGCUGUCAGAAAUCAUCGACCAUUCGGAAGACAACAGUGGAGGAGAAGCAGCAGCAUGUGCGCCCGCGGCGCGAAUGUGGCGGUGGGUGUGGUCGCGGCGCGACGUGCUGCUGAUGAGCACGGCGUUCCUUUUCUUCUUCGUGGCGUUCAACGCGCUGCAGAACGUCGCGACGAGCAUCCACGGCGCGAGCAACAUCGGCGCGCUCUCCAUGGGCGUGCUUUACGCCGUCAUUGUCGUCACCGCGCCGCUCGCGCCCUUCCCCAUCCGCUUCUGGCGAGCGCGCGCCGCGAUUCUCGUGGCGCAGACGGGGUUCUGGGCUUUUAUCGGUUCCAACGCGUUUACUAUAGAUGCUGACUUCACACGCUAUGUGGUGCAGCCGCUGCUGGGAGCGCAGUGGAUGGGCGGAGCCAUGAUGGUCUUUGGAGUCGCCAUUGCCGUUUGUUGUUUCAUCGCAGUUCGCUUCGCCAAGGGGCUCUCAUCGAUUCGCCUCAUGCUGCUGCUGGGUGCUGCCUCGCAGACAGCCGUUCUCAUCCUCACAUGGCUCUUUCAGGACAGAGCCAUGUCCAAGCCAGCAGCAUUCGCGCUGGUGUUCAGCUGUGCACUGCUGUGGGGAAUCGGCGCCACCGCGUUUCAGUCCCAAAUCACUGCGCUCCUGCCGUUGGUCUUCCCAUCCGACGUGGACGCAGCAUACGCGCAUUGGAUCUCGUGGAGCAGUGCGGCCUGCUCCGCCUACUUCCUCGCCAGCCCAUACAUCGCCACGCCCAUAAAAAACUCCCUCCUCCUCGUCGUUUGCCCCCUCUCCGUUAUACUCGCUGCUGUCGCGGUCAAGAUUAGACCCCCAGGACAGGCCACACUAUGUGAAGGGGUGUGA
This is a messenger RNA of Closterium sp. Naga37s-1, 888 nucleotides long. The record is from the annotation of a GenBank genome assembly. Lineage: Eukaryota; Viridiplantae; Streptophyta; Zygnematophyceae; Desmidiales; Closteriaceae.